This is a messenger RNA of Triticum turgidum subsp. durum (durum wheat), 450 nucleotides long. Lineage: Eukaryota; Viridiplantae; Streptophyta; Magnoliopsida; Poales; Poaceae. The record is from the annotation of a GenBank genome assembly.
AUGGCGCUGAGGAGGAUCGUCAAGGAGCUCAAGGACCUGCAGAGGGACCCGCCGACCUCCUGUAGCGCAGGGCCGGUGUCGUCGAACGACAUGUUCCACUGGCAGGCGACGAUCAUGGGGCCGAGCGACAGCCCCUACUCGGGCGGCGUGUUCCUGGUGACCAUCCACUUCCCGCCGGACUACCCGUUCAAGCCCCCCAAGGUGGCCUUCAAGACCAAGGUGUUCCACCCCAACAUCAACAGCAACGGCAACAUCUGCCUCGACAUCCUCAAGGACCAGUGGAGCCCCGCCCUCACCAUUUCCAAGGUUCUGCUGUCGAUAUGCUCGCUGCUGACGGACCCCAACCCGGACGACCCGCUGGUGCCGGAGAUCGCGCACAUGUGCAAGGCCGACCGGACCAGGUACGAGUCCACGGCCAGGGGCUGGACGCACAAGUACGCCAUGGGAUGA